CAGCGUUCCCUAAACCAGCAGGAUGUGGGAGCGUGAGAACCCACCCGGACAGCCAGGGCGCCUCGCACACUUUCUGCGCACGCUCAGAAACGACCGCCCUUCGGCUCACCGGAGGCUAGCGCGACACUGAGUCGUGAAGAAAGGCCGUAAAGCCGCAAUGACUUCUGGGCAUUGAAGUCCUGCAUGUGGAUUGGCUGCCUGAUGGAGAAGCUCGCUUGUGAUUGGGUGGUCCGGGACCAUCCUCAAAGGGCCACUUCUCAUUCGUCAGUCAUUGGCAAUUGAGUUUGAAUUGGGUGGCGGUUAGCUACAGCGCUCUUCCCUCUCAGCCGGAGCAGUGAGGUGUUUCCCGGCCCUUGCUUCCCGACCCACGGGUACGUAUCUCGCGGCUUCUUUAUGCCCAGACCCUGAAGGACGACGAUUCCCAGCCGCCUUCGCCAUCCCUUCGUGUCCCCUUACUUUCCUUCCCCUGUCUCCGCUGCCGACCCCUUGUGACUCGGUCCCAGCCUCCCCGCAGCCUCCUCCGAAGCGCCAUGGCUCCUAGGAAGGGUGGCAGUCGGGUGAACAAGACCAACUCGUUACGGAGCCGAAAGCUCGCCUCCUUUCUUAAGGACUUCGACCGUGAAGUGCAAGUACGAAUCAAGCAAAUUGAAUCAGACAGGCAGAACCUUCUCAAGGAGGUGGAUAACCUGUACAACAUCGAGAUCCUGCGGCUCCCCAAGGCUCUGCGCGAGAUGAACUGGCUUGACUACUUCGCCCUUGGAGGAAACAAACAGGCCCUGGAAGAGGCAGCAACAGCUGAUGUGGAUAUCACAGAAAUAAACAAACUAACUGCAGAAGCUAUCCAGACUCCCCUGAAAUCUGCCAAAACACGAAAGGUAAUACAAGUGGAUGAAAUGAUAGUGGAAGAAGAAGAGGAGGAAAACAAACAUAAGAAUCUUCAAACUACAAGAGUCAAAAGGUGUCCUCCAUCCAAGAAGAGAACCCAGUCCGUGCAAGGAAAAGGCAAAAGCAAAAGGUCAAGCCAUGACAGCACUGUGACCCCAGCUGUGGGCCGAUUAGAGUUGUCCAUGGUGAAACCAACUCCAGGCCUGACGCCCAGGUUUGACUCCAGGGUCUUCAAGACCCCGGGCCUGCGCACUCCAACAGCCAGAGAGCACAUCUACAACGUCUCUGCCAACGGCAGCCCUCUUGCUGACAGCAAAGAGAUCUCCCUGACCGUGCCAGUGGGCGGCGGAGCGAGCAUGCGGUUACUGGCCAGUGACUUGCAGAGGAUUGACAUUGCACAGCUGAAUCCAGAGGCUUUAGGGAACAUUAAGAAGCUCUCGAGCCAUCUCGCCCAAAUCUGCAGCAGCAUACGGACCCACAAGUGAGAAGAUGGCAGGACAGUACAGGUUGUAGCAGUGACCAAGGCAGCAGAACGUGCACGUGUCUCCUCCUGUUCCCCUGCUGUCUCCUGCCCUUUCAAUGCUGGGUACUAAGUGGGGCCUUGAAAUCUUUCACCUGCUAUGCCCAGUAGUUCUUGUCAUGCUGACAUGAGUUUUGAGUUUAUCAAAAAGACCAAAAACUGGUUUGGAGGCAGCUUCCAUAUCUUACACCUCUACCUCUCUAAUUAGUGGGAAUUUAGAGAAGGGAAUUAUAGGACUUAGUCUAAGAAUUUAAGUGACUGGCUGCAGAAUAACUGUCUCUAAGCUACAUGUGGUCCAGCAGUCCCUGCAGGUCUGUAGACUCUGUAGACAGCACGUCUCUUAAUGGGAUCACUGGGUGGCAACAGUGCCUUGGCUGGUGAUGUCAUUUCGUGUUUAGCUUAUGCCUGGGGCACAGACUAGUUGUGUAGAGUCAGGAGUGAGAUCCUUAUGCUCUGACCAGCCUCUGUACCCCAAAGGGCCAUGUACUAUGUUCCAGGAAUUUUGGGAACAAGAGAUCUUCUCACCUCCCGACUUGCAGGCGCGCAGCUUUCUCUUGUAUGGCUCUUUAGUUAUAUUUUGUAUUAUUAACUCAGUCCUAUACAGACUGAAUUGUUUCAAGUUGUUUUAUUCUCCUUUUCAUGAGACUUUUGUACAUAUUGUUUUUCCUACCUGCUUUCAA
Molecule: messenger RNA, 2085 nt
Organism: Sciurus carolinensis (gray squirrel)
Lineage: Eukaryota; Metazoa; Chordata; Mammalia; Rodentia; Sciuridae
Gene: Cdca8
Product: cell division cycle associated 8
Exons: 10
Coding region: 531-1370 (279 amino acids)
Biological process (GO): mitotic sister chromatid segregation
Cellular component (GO): chromosome, centromeric region; chromosome passenger complex; spindle midzone
Source: RefSeq, a predicted model, not a curated record